Molecule: messenger RNA, 1515 nt
Organism: Pan troglodytes (chimpanzee)
Lineage: Eukaryota; Metazoa; Chordata; Mammalia; Primates; Hominidae
Gene: ORAI1
Product: ORAI calcium release-activated calcium modulator 1
Exons: 2
Coding region: 214-1119 (301 amino acids)
Biological process (GO): store-operated calcium entry
Cellular component (GO): membrane
Molecular function (GO): store-operated calcium channel activity
Source: RefSeq, a predicted model, not a curated record
GCGCGCAGUCUCUGGUCACUGCCGCCCGGGGGCUUUUGCCAGCGGCGCCGCGGGCCUGCGUGCUGGGGCAGCGGGCACUUCUUCGACCUCGUCCUCCUCGUCCUGUGCGGCCGGCCGGGUGAGGCCGGGCCCGCGUAGGGGGCAGUCGGCGGCUGCCUCCGGCGGAGGUGCCUCGCGGCGCCCGGGCCGGCCCGCGCCUCGGCGGCGUGCUCCAUGCAUCCGGAGCCCGCCCCGCCCCCGAGCCGCAGCAGCCCCGAGCUUCCCCCAAGCGGCGGUAGCACCACCAGCGGCAGCCGCCGGAGCCGCCGCCGCAGCGGGGACGGGGAGCCCCCGGGGGCCCCGCCACCUCCGCCGUCCGCCGUCACCUACCCGGACUGGAUCGGCCAGAGUUACUCCGAGGUGAUGAGCCUCAACGAGCACUCCAUGCAGGCGCUGUCCUGGCGCAAGCUCUACUUGAGCCGCGCCAAGCUUAAAGCCUCCAGCCGGACCUCGGCUCUGCUCUCCGGCUUCGCCAUGGUGGCAAUGGUGGAGGUGCAGCUGGACGCUGACCACGACUACCCACCGGGGCUGCUCAUCGCCUUCAGUGCCUGCACCACAGUGCUGGUGGCUGUGCACCUGUUUGCGCUCAUGAUCAGCACCUGCAUCCUGCCCAACAUCGAGGCAGUGAGCAACGUGCACAAUCUCAACUCGGUCAAGGAGUCCCCCCACGAGCGCAUGCACCGCCACAUCGAGCUGGCCUGGGCCUUCUCCACUGUCAUCGGCACGCUGCUCUUCCUGGCUGAGGUGGUGCUGCUCUGCUGGGUCAAGUUCUUACCCCUCAAGAAGCAGCCAGGCCAGCCAAGGCCCACCAGCAAGCCCCCCGCCGGUGGUGCAGCAGCCAACGUCAGCACCAGCGGCAUCACCCCGGGCCAGGCAGCUGCCAUCGCCUCGACCACCAUCAUGGUGCCCUUCGGCCUGAUCUUUAUCGUCUUUGCCGUCCACUUCUACCGCUCACUGGUCAGCCAUAAGACCGACCGACAGUUCCAGGAGCUCAACGAGCUGGCAGAGUUUGCCCGCUUACAGGACCAGCUGGACCACAGAGGGGACCACCCCCUGACGCCCGGCAGCCACUAUGCCUAGGCCCAUGUGGUCUGGGCCCUUCCAGUGCUUUGGCCUUACGCCCUUCCCCAUGACCUUGUCCUGCCGCAGCCUCACGGACAGCCUGUGCAGGGGGCUGGGCUUCAGCAAGGGGCAGAGCGUGGAGGGAAGAGGCUUUUUAUAAGAGAAAUUUCUGCACUUUGAAACUGUCCUCUAAGAGAAUAAGCAUUUCCUGUUCUUCCAGCUCCAGGUCCACCUCCUGUUGGGAGGCAGUGGGGGGUCAAAGUGGGGCCACACACUCGCUGUGUCCCCUCUCCUCCCCUGUGCCAGUGCCACCUGGGUGCCUUCUCUUGUCCUGUCCGUCUCAACCUCCCUCCCGUCCAGCAUUGAGUGUGUACAUGUGUGUGUGACACAUAAAUAUACUCAUAAGGACACCUC